AUGGACAGUCCCCACAGAACAUACUCCUCCCAUGUGGUGUUUGGCAAGGCGCUGGAGGGAAUGGACGUGAUGUACAAGGUGGAGGCCGAAGGCACACAGAGCGGCACCCCCAAGGCCACUGUCACCAUUGCUGACAGUGGUGAGCUGCCCAUAGCGCUCAUCAGAUUCUCUGAGAAUUCACGAGGCAUUGUCAGCAUGGCCAAUGCUGGUCCCAACACCAACGGCUCCCAGUUCUUUAUCUGCACUGUCAAGACCAGCUGGCUGGAUGGUCGCCAUGUGGUGUUUGGCAAGGUGCUGGAGGGGAUGGACGUGAUGUACAAGGUGGAGGCGGAGGGCACACAGAGCAGCACCCCCAAGGCCACUGUCACCAUUGCCGACAGUGGCGAGCUGCCCAUGUGA
Messenger RNA from Closterium sp. NIES-65, 399 nucleotides. The record is from the annotation of a GenBank genome assembly. Lineage: Eukaryota; Viridiplantae; Streptophyta; Zygnematophyceae; Desmidiales; Closteriaceae.